Molecule: messenger RNA, 1752 nt
Organism: Pseudozyma hubeiensis SY62
Lineage: Eukaryota; Fungi; Basidiomycota; Ustilaginomycetes; Ustilaginales; Ustilaginaceae
Product: potential ADP-ribosylation factor
Exons: 3
Coding region: 1-1752 (583 amino acids)
Biological process (GO): vesicle organization; intracellular protein transport; membrane organization
Cellular component (GO): endoplasmic reticulum exit site; COPII vesicle coat
Molecular function (GO): GTPase activity; GTP binding; ATP binding
Source: RefSeq, a predicted model, not a curated record
AUGAUUGCCGACACCAUGUUGGCACUACCUCGCAUCGCAUUGUCCUUUGGAAGCUGUUGUUGGGCUGACUCGCGUUUGCACCAGGCAUCUUUUCGAUCGCAGCCUAGCCUAUCCCGGCCCUCAUCGGCCGCUGUGCAGAUGGUAGAAUCAAGUGCGGGCUCGACUUCGCGCAUCGUCGUUGUGGGAGUUGGAGGUGCCACGUGCUCCGGCAAGACGACGUUGGCGAAGCACCUACUCCAAAUCCUGAACAACUCACCCGACAACUCCGGCAGCAGCCGCCACAGCCAUCACGGCGGCAUCAAAGACGCGUUCAUCCUGCAUCAGGACGACUUUGCGCCGCCAGAGGCAACACUGCCGGUGGACGAAAAGUAUGGCGUCACAGAUUGGGACCACCCACCAACAGCAAUCGACUACAAACGAAUGCAUAGAACCAUUCAGCACAUCAAAUCGACCGGCUCGUUCCCGCCCGAAUUCUCCUCCCACGACCACCUGAACAGCCAGCCCGACUGUCCCAUAUCCGAGACUGUUUCAAGGACAUGGAAGAACAAGUUCUCCUCGCUGGCAUCUGCGAGUGUAUCUGGCCAAGGGUCAGUGCGAGUGAUGCUGGCGGACGGGUUCCUGCUGUACUACGAUCCGGAGGUGCGCUCGACGAUGGAUGUCAAGGUCUUCCUUCGCACGCCGAGGGCAGUGCUGAAACAGCGGCGCGAGGAGCGCUUCGGGUACGCUACAGCGGAGGGCACCGUAUGGAAGGAUCCUGAGGGCUACUUUGACAAUAUUGUCUGGCCGGCGUACGAGCUGGCGCACAAGGGCGUUUUCAGCAACGGAGAUGUGGAAAAGGGCGAGCCGAUACGUCCAAGUGCUGAUCAAGAGGUGACGGCAGGCGGGCCUGUUGCAGAAUUGACAGUGCUCGAUGCAGAUCCGAGCCAAGUUGCCGACGAAAGCGAUUCGUGUCAAAUUCGCGCUCAGCACCGUCCACCUUUGCGUCGAGAAUUCGGCUUCGUCGUCGUCGUUGUCGUCGCCGUCAUCAUCCUCGUCAUCACCGUCAAGUCACCAACAUCGCCACCUUCAGACACAGCCUCUUUUUUGGCAUUUCCCUCAUUUCGCACGGUUUUCUGUCGUGCUUUUCAGCCGUUCGAUCAAAUCAUCGCCACAUCGUCUUUCUGUCGCAGAUCUAAGGCAAAUAUGUUCAUCAUCAACUGGUUCUGGGACAUCCUCGCCCAACUCGGGCUGGCGCACAAGAACGCCAAGAUCCUCUUCCUCGGUCUCGACAACGCGGGCAAGACCACGCUGCUUCACAUGCUCAAGAACGACCGACUGGCCACACUGCAACCCACGCUGCACCCUACCUCGGAAGAGCUGGCGAUCGGACAGGUCAAGUUUACCACAUACGAUCUCGGUGGACACCAGCAAGCGCGUCGACUCUGGAAGGACUACUUCCCCGAAGUGGACGGCAUCGUCUUCCUGGUCGACACGCAGGACCACGAACGAUUCGCCGAAGCACGGGCCGAACUCGACGCUCUGCUGUCGAUCGAGGAGCUCUCCAAGGUUCCAUUCUUGAUCUUGGGUAACAAGAUCGACGCUCCCGGCGCAGUGUCCGAGGAGGAACUGAGACAGGCCAUCGGGCUCUACCAGACCACGGGUAAGGGCAAGGUGCCGCUCAAGGACAUCCGUCCCAUCGAGAUCUUCAUGUGCUCCGUGGUCAUGCGUCAGGGUUACGGCGAGGGCUUCCGAUGGGUCUCGCAGUACAUUUGA